GGCAGAGGCUUUAACCCACUGAGCCACCCAGGCGCCCCUAGGCAGGAGGAUUUGAGGGGAAAAAAAAUCCAUAGAACCUGAUUCUUCUGCCACCCAUCCCACACACUCACUGGGUUUUGAACAGGCUUCAGGAUGGAGGUUGUGACAGACACUGCCUACCUUUUUUGCCACCUCGCGUGCUCCGUGUCAUGUACCAAACGGCAUCUUAGAGAACUUUCCCUGAGAGUCACAUUUUUGGGAUGAAAAACAGGCCUGCCAUUGGCAAGUGUCCCCAUCAAACUGGUGGUGGUGGAAAGCCAGUAUGGUUCUAGGGAGAAGAGACACCCAGUAAGAGGGAGGACCCCUUUCUUCUCUCUCCACCCUGUUGCUGGAACUGUUUGUUUUCACAUGACCCACCUUGGCAGUGACCCAGGAUGACUGUUGCUCCGUCCCAUCUUGCAGUGAAGCCGUUGCCCCAGAGUUGCACUGGGAAUUGCGGUAGGGUCAUUCUCAGCCCCUUUGCCUUCAGGUUUGGGGCGUUAGAUCUAAGGCUGUUCAGGAGGGCCAACCGGUUGACUACAAAGGAGUCUUCUGGUAUGCGCAGCUGGGGCUGGAAGAGGACCAGCCUCAGCCUGGUGGCUGGGUGGAAGAAGGUAACAAUCUGACAACUUCAGGGGAACAUCCAAGCCAUAGCUGCACUGGGUCACUGGCAAGUGUCAAGUGUGCUGGUAAAACCAGAAACAUUGAUCAAUACCCAAGUUCUAAAAAAUAAUAAAUAAAUAAAUAAAUAAAGCAAAAUCCCACUUCGAAGUCCAUGGCACCCUCGCUCACACGGGACUCAGCAAGUUUCGGAGCUGUGUGCACAAGGAACAAAACCCCAGACAGGGUCCAGGCAGCCGUGACUGUGACCGAAGCUCACUUCUGAUCUGUUCUGUCCUGACAUAAACACUCUGAGGAGCUGCAGGCUUGGGGUCACAGCUGGGAUAAGGGACAUUCUGAGGGACUCAGGGGUGGGGGAGCAGGGAGUAAACAAAAGGGACAGGUGCACUACACACAGAAACCUGAGACACAAAGACAGUGGGAUCUGGAGGGGAGAGCCUGAAAUGGUGGGGCAACUGGCCUGCUGACAGUCUCAGUCUGACAUGCCCUAGCAGCAGCAGAAAGGAACAACGUUGACCUUUAGGGAGAGUGACAGGAGGAGAGCCAAGUGCCCCCACCCUCCACUGCUGGCUGCUCGUGCUGCCUCCGGUGCUGAGGAGGGGAGAGGCGAGGGAUGCUGAGCAAGGUGGAGGCUUGUCUUUUGUAGAGUAGGACUGGGGACUCCUGCAGGCGGUGCCUCAGUUUCUCCCUUUGUUUCAAUGUUUCAAGCUUUGCGGGUAAAGUUAGAGCUAGCUGCCCUGGAAGAUCACCUGUCCUGAUUUGAGGGAUGCGUGUGUGAGGGAGAGCCGGUGAGCCAAGCGUGCUUGAGCAGGGGAGGAACUGGGCCAUGCCCCAGGACUUGAGCCAUCUCUGGCACAAAAGGAGUUAAUGGCAGGGACCGCGCCCCCCCGUGUCCGGGCACGCGCAGCGCGCCCCCUCGGUGCGCGGGCACAGCAGCCAGGCUGCCGGAGAACAGAUCUCGGGAAUUCAGGUGCGGAGCCCUUGGCCUGGAGGCGAUAUGGGUGGUCCGCGGACCGGUUCAGUCGCUCGCAACAGCCUGGGGAACAGGCCUGUCUGGCCCUGAGGGAGUCCCCUUUCUGAAGCUGUGGUGCUUGGACGACCUCUCUACGUUGCCGGGCACCUGUAGGUGUCCCUCGAGAGCUCAGUCUUGAGGUUCAAGUCAGUGUGGCCAUGAAGGGGCUGCCUGUCGGGCUGAUGCUGUGACCCUGGAGUCUGCCUUUCCUGCCAGUCCCCCUGCCCGGAACAUGUGGCUGCGGCUUGGCCCGCCCUCGCUGUCCCUGAGCCCCACGUCCACGAUUGGCCGGAGCCUGUGCCUCACCCUGUGGUUCCUCAGCUUGGUGCUGAGGGCCAGUACCCAGGCCCCAGCGCCCACAGUCAAUACUCACUUUGGGAAGCUAAGGGGUGCCCGGGUGCCACUACCCAGUGAGAUCCUGGGGCCUGUGGACCAGUACCUGGGGGUGCCCUAUGCAGCUCCCCCCAUCGGCGAAAAACGUUUCCUGCCCCCUGAGCCACCCCCAUCCUGGUCGGGCAUCCGGAACGCCACACACUUUCCCCCAGUGUGCCCCCAGAACAUCCACACGGCUGUGCCCGAAGUCAUGCUGCCCGUCUGGUUCACUGCCAACUUGGAUAUUGUCGCUACUUACAUCCAGGAGCCCAACGAAGACUGCCUCUACCUGAAUGUCUAUGUGCCCACAGAGGAUGUAAAGCGGAUUUCCAAGGAAUGCGCCCGAAAGCCCAACAAGAAAAUUUGUAGGAAAGGAGGAUCCGGCGCUAAGAAACAGGGCGAGGACUUAGCGGAUAAUGACGGGGAUGAAGAUGAAGACAUCCGGGACAGUGGUGCUAAGCCUGUCAUGGUCUACAUCCAUGGAGGUUCGUACAUGGAAGGGACAGGCAACAUGAUUGACGGCAGCGUCCUCGCCAGCUAUGGCAAUGUCAUCGUAAUCACCCUCAACUAUCGGGUUGGGGUGCUAGGUUUCCUGAGUACUGGCGAUCAGGCUGCCAAGGGCAACUAUGGGCUUCUUGACCAAAUCCAGGCCCUCCGCUGGGUGAGCGAGAACAUUGCCUUCUUUGGUGGCGAUCCCCGCCGUAUUACCGUCUUCGGCUCAGGCAUUGGCGCGUCCUGUGUCAGCCUCCUCACGCUGUCACAUCACUCUGAGGGGCUUUUCCAGAGGGCCAUCAUCCAAAGUGGUUCUGCCCUGUCCAGCUGGGCUGUGAACUACCAGCCGGUGAAGUACACCAGCCUGCUGGCGGACAAGGUAGGCUGUAAUGUGCUAGACACGGUGGACAUGGUGGACUGUCUUCGUCAAAAGAGUGCCAAGGAGCUGGUAGAGCAGGACAUCCAGCCAGCCCGCUACCAUGUGGCCUUUGGCCCUGUGAUCGAUGGCGACGUCAUUCCUGAUGACCCUGAGAUUCUCAUGGAGCAGGGCGAGUUCCUCAACUAUGACAUCAUGCUAGGUGUCAACCAGGGCGAAGGGCUCAAGUUCGUGGAAGGGGUGGUGGACCCUGAGGAUGGCGUCUCAGGCACUGAUUUUGACUACUCAGUCUCUAACUUUGUGGACAAUCUGUAUGGCUAUCCUGAGGGUAAGGACACCCUGAGGGAGACCAUCAAGUUCAUGUACACAGACUGGGCAGACCGUGACAAUCCGGAGACCCGCCGCAAAACACUGGUGGCGCUCUUCACUGACCACCAGUGGGUGGAGCCCUCGGUGGUGACCGCUGAUCUGCACGCCCGCUAUGGGUCACCUACAUACUUCUACGCCUUCUACCAUCACUGCCAGAGCCUCAUGAAGCCUGCUUGGUCAGAUGCAGCUCAUGGGGAUGAAGUACCCUACGUUUUUGGUGUCCCUAUGGUAGGCCCCACCGACCUCUUCCCCUGCAAUUUCUCCAAGAAUGACGUCAUGCUCAGUGCUGUCGUCAUGACCUACUGGACCAACUUUGCCAAGACCGGGGAUCCCAACAAGCCGGUCCCCCAGGACACCAAGUUCAUUCACACCAAGGCCAACCGCUUUGAGGAAGUGGCCUGGUCCAAAUACAAUCCCCGAGACCAGCUCUACCUUCACAUCGGGCUGAAACCAAGGGUCCGCGAUCAUUACCGGGCCACCAAGGUGGCCUUCUGGAAACACCUGGUGCCCCACCUAUACAACCUGCAUGACAUGUUCCACUAUACGUCCACAACCACCAAAGUGCCGCCCCCGGAUACCACCCACAGCUCCCACAUCACCCGCAGGCCCAACGGCAAGACCUGGAGCACCAAGCGGCCAGCCAUCUCCCCUGCCUACAGCAAUGAGAAUGCCCAGGGCUCCUGGAAUGGGGACCAGGAUGCAGGGCCGCUCCUGGUGGAGAACCCUCGUGACUACUCCACUGAGUUAAGUGUCACCAUCGCUGUGGGGGCCUCCCUCCUGUUCCUUAACGUUCUGGCCUUCGCUGCCCUCUACUACCGCAAGGACAAACGGCGUCAGGAGCCCCUGCGGCAGCCCAGCCCUCAGAGGGGUGCUGGGGCCCCUGAAUUGGGAGCUGCUCCUGAGGAGGAGCUGGCAGCUUUACAGCUGGGCCCUACCCACCACGAAUGUGAGGCUGGUCCCCCCCACGACACACUGCGCCUCACUGCACUGCCUGACUACACACUGACCCUGCGCCGCUCUCCUGACGACAUCCCACUCAUGACACCCAACACCAUCACUAUGAUUCCCAACUCCCUGGUAGGGCUGCAGACAUUGCACCCCUACAACACCUUUGCCGCAGGGUUCAACAGUACUGGGCUGCCCCACUCACACUCCACUACCCGGGUAUAGCUCCAGCCCAGAGCACAGCCUAACUCCUGGCUCCCUCCUGCCCAAAUUCAUGGACACACACGCACCCACAGACACGCAAAGACACACAUGUACGCACGCAUGCACACACACACACACACAGACACGUACACGCAGAUAUGUAUACACACCCACCUACACCUGACAGCAGACCCACCUGCACAAACAUAGACAGAUGUGGACAUGCACUCGCAUGCACAAAAACACAAAUAAGGAAGUAAACCUGAACAAACCCUUCAAAUGGGGACGCAAGUGAGUCCUUGGGAAACUGAGGACCUGUGGAACAGCAGCUGAAGCCAGCUCCCUGAGCCUGAUCACAGACACUCCUGGGGGCCCAAAAGCACCAGCUGGACACCCCCUUGGUGCUCGCCUUCCACCUCUUUUGGAACUGCACCACCCACCAACUCCAGACUUGGGAGCUUUAAAGAGCAGAGCAGCUCUUUCUCCCCCAAGACUUGGUCUUUUUUCUGGGUCUUGUUUUUGUUGAUUUUUAAAAUAAUUUUGGAACACAUGCUUCUCCAACCCAUGAGUGCAAAGAGGCUCUGGAAGGGAGGCUCCAGGCCCAUGUCUAUGUGGCUCUGGCACCCCCAGGGCUCACACAAUCCGGCCGAGGAACAUGACCACCCCAAGAAAGAAACAGAUUUGAGCAAGACCAUGGAGUGGAAGGAGAAAGGGGCUACCGCUGGAUGGGGUUGGAGGGCCACAAGGGAGAACUCUCCAGCCAUCUAUCUCUGUGUCCCUGUGGAGGGCUCUAGAGACUGCAGGGUGACCUGCUUUCCCCCAAAGGCCAGGAACACUGGCCUGGUUAGACCAGGGGACCCUAGAUUUGGUGAAUGAGGUUCUGGUGGAGGUCGUUGCUAUGGGGCCCCUGGGUGUAAUCUGGGUUCUGCCUCUGCCUUUGGGGUAAUGGUAUCAGAAACUCACCCCAUUUUCUUUACCAAGUCUCUUUUGUGUCUGUCAUUUCUCUUUCAAAAAGGCGGUGUUUUUUUGUUGUUGUUGGCUUUUUUUUUUUUUUAAAGAAAAGUUCUUAAAACACUAACGGAAACCCAUGGAGUUUGUCCUUUGUAAAAAUUUUAAACACAGUGUCUUGAUAUAAAAAUAAAAAAAUCCAGUUAGCACUCCCAACCUGCCUCCCUUGCACAGGCCUUGCCCCAACAGACCUCCCAGCAGGGUGCCCCUGUGGGCUAGGAAUCAAGCCUGUCUCUGUGUCCUGUGCCUUUAAACUGAGACAAGUCUGGGCUACACUCCCCCGCGGCCCCCCGCCAUGCAGGCCUGUCCAGUCUUAAGCAGGUUGCCCUACCCUUACCCCCCUGCACUGCCCCCCAACGCUCUGGGUUCCUGCUGCUGAAGCCUUCUCUCAGCACCAUGGGCCUCCUAAUGAAAGGGCAAAAAAUAAUACUUCCCCCUCCUCCUUUUCUUCCUCCUCCGCCCCCACCCCCAC
This is a messenger RNA of Mustela erminea (ermine), 5889 nucleotides long. RefSeq names its product neuroligin 3 (gene NLGN3). Gene Ontology annotation, biological process: modulation of chemical synaptic transmission; presynaptic membrane assembly; postsynaptic membrane assembly. Gene Ontology annotation, cellular component: cell surface; synapse; postsynaptic specialization membrane. The coding region runs from base 1884 to 4430 and encodes 848 amino acids. The transcript is spliced from 8 exons. Gene Ontology annotation, molecular function: signaling receptor activity; neurexin family protein binding. The record is from RefSeq and is a predicted model, not a curated record. Lineage: Eukaryota; Metazoa; Chordata; Mammalia; Carnivora; Mustelidae.